CAGCCCGGAGGCGCGGGGGUUCGGUGCGGACCCGGCUGGAGCAAGGCGUCGGGCGCGGGGCGGUCCAGGCGCCGGGGGCGGUCCCUGCAGGGGCAGGCGGGGCCGACCGGUGCUCGGUGUGGCCGCGGCCAUGAAGCCGCAGCCGCCGGGCUAGGCCCGCGGCGGCUCUAGCCCAGGGCGGGCCGCGAAGGGCUGGGCCCGGCCCCCUACACCCCCACGCCCGGCUCCCGGUUGCAGGCUGCUUCCCGGGGCCGGCCUCCCGCCGGCCACUCAUCAUGCCAGGCAAGCACCAGCAUUUCCAGGAACCCGAGGUCGGCUGCUGCGGGAAAUACUUCCUGUUUGGCUUCAACAUUGUCUUCUGGGUGCUGGGUGCCUUGUUCCUGGCCAUUGGCCUGUGGGCCUGGGGCGAGAAGGGCGUUCUUUCAAACAUCUCAGCGCUGACCGAUUUGGGAGGUCUUGACCCCGUGUGGCUGUUCGUCGUGGUUGGGGGCGUCAUGUCAGUGCUGGGCUUUGCCGGCUGCAUCGGGGCUCUUCGGGAAAACACCUUCUUGCUCAAGUUUUUUUCCGUGUUUCUGGGCCUCAUCUUCUUCUUGGAGCUGGCCACAGGGAUUCUGGCCUUCGUCUUCAAGGACUGGAUUCGCGAUCAGCUGAACCUUUUCAUCAACAACAACCUCAAGGCCUACCGUGACGACAUUGACCUCCAGAACCUCAUCGACUUCGCUCAGGAAUACUGGUCUUGCUGUGGUGCCCGAGGGCCCAACGACUGGAACCUAAACAUCUACUUCAACUGCACUGACUUGAACCCCAGCCGGGAACGCUGUGGGGUGCCCUUCUCCUGCUGCGUCAGGGACCCCGCGGAGGAUGUUCUCAACACCCAGUGUGGCUACGACAUCCGGCUCAAACUGGAGCUGGAGCAGCAGGGCUCCAUCCACACCAAAGGCUGCGUGGGCCAGUUCGAGAAGUGGCUGCAGGACAACCUGGUGGUGGUGGCCGGAGUCUUCGUGGGCAUCGCGCUGCUCCAGAUCUUCGGCAUCUGCCUGGCCCAGAACCUCGUGAGCGACAUCAAGGCAGUGAAGGCCAGCUGGAUCAAACAGGAAGACGGCUACAAGCUUCUCAAAUAAAACCAAAGCUGACUUUGGCAAACCGUCGGGGGACAGCCCCGCCUCCGAGCAUGGCCCACGUGACAGCGGCCACGGAAGGACAGCCACGUGGCCACAGCCUCACCCUGGUGACCCCGGUGUCUCCAGGGACUCGUGCUUCCUGUCAGAAUUCUGAGGGCCCCCCACCCAACUCUUCCCGUCACCCAAGUGCCCUGCCUGACGCCGCCGAGGCUGGGAGUUGGUCUCCCCCCCCGCCCCUCCACUUCUGCAGGGUUAUUCCCGCCCCCCCCCCCCCACCUAGUCUGGGAGCAGGGGUUCACCCCAUGGGGGAGCUGACAGUGCCCAGGAAAGUGGCUGAGGGGUAGGAUCAAAGUCAGGAAGGGCUUGGGAAGCGGGGAGCGAGAACUGUGCGGCGUGGCAUCCCCAGGCGGGGUGGGCUGCGCCCAGUUUUGGGGUCCUGGGGCAGCUGGUUCCUGGGGCUCAGGUUCGUUAAGUGGCAUCGUCGACUGCAGAGCGGCCUCGUGGCCGGCAGAGGGCGCGCCAGCCCAGCAUUGGCCGCCUCGCUCCGCCUCUUCCCUGCUUCCUAGCGGUUGGGGGGGGGGGCGGG
This is a messenger RNA of Sorex fumeus (smoky shrew), 1707 nucleotides long. It is a transcript of the gene TSPAN17, whose product is annotated as tetraspanin 17. Gene Ontology annotation, biological process: protein maturation; protein localization to plasma membrane; regulation of vascular endothelial growth factor signaling pathway. The transcript has 8 exons. Bases 276 to 1121 code for a protein of 281 amino acids. Lineage: Eukaryota; Metazoa; Chordata; Mammalia; Eulipotyphla; Soricidae. Gene Ontology annotation, cellular component: membrane. The record is from RefSeq and is a predicted model, not a curated record.